AUGUCUUUAAUAAAACGGAGCGGAGGCGGCGCUGGAGAAGAGAAGGAAAGUUUUGCCUCUGUCUGGGAGAUUCCCUCCUGCACAAAGGGUCGUCCUCGUCCUGGAACCUCUCGAAUUGAGUCGGAGCCAGAUUUGGCGGUGUGUAAACACCUGGCCGCCAGCCAGAAAAGACUCACUCUGCAGUAUCCUCCACACGGGCUGUAUGACAAAUGUUCUUUUACCUCGCGUGACCGAGGAUGGGUCGUGGGCAUUCACACCGUCAGUGAUCAAGGCAACAGAGACCCACGCUACUUUUUCUCCUUGAAGACAGACCGGGCCCGGCAAGUGACCACCAUCAAUGCCCACCGCAGCUACCUCCCAGGCCAGUGGGUAUACCUAGCUGCCACUUAUGAUGGGCGUUUGAUGAAGCUGUAUGUGAAUGGUGCCCAGGUGGCCACCUCAGGGGAGCAAGUAGGUGGCAUAUUCAGCCCGCUGACCCAGAAGUGUAAAGUUCUCAUGUUGGGGGGCAGUGCUCUGAAUCACAACUACCGAGGCUACAUCGAGCACUUCCAUCUGUGGAGGGUGGCCAGGACUCAGCGGGAGAUACUAUUAGACAUGGAAACCCAUGGCCUCCAUACCCCUCUACCUCAGCUCCUCCUCCAGGAGAACUGGGACAAUGUGAAGCGCAUGUGGUCCCCCAUGAAGGAUGGCAACAGCCCCAGAGUGGAAUUCAGCAAUGCCAAUGGUUUCCUGCUAGACACCAAUCUGGAGCCCCCUUUGUGUGGGCAGACGCUGUGUGAUAACACAGAGGUCAUCGCCAGCUACAACCAGCUCCCGAGUUUCCGCCAACCCAAGGUAGUGCGCUACCGCGUGGUCAACCUCUACAAUGACCACCACGAGAACCCGACUGUGAGCCACCAGCAGGUGGACUUCCAGCACAGGCAGCUGGUUGAGGCCUUCAGGCACUACAACAUCUCCUGGGAGCUGGAGGUGCUGGAGGUGAACAACUCCUCCCUGCGUCACCGCCUCAUUCUGGCCAACUGUGAUAUCAGUAAGAUCGGGGAUGAGAACUGUGAUCCCGAGUGCAAUCACACCCUGACCGGCCAUGACGGUGGGGACUGCCGCCACCUGCGUCACCCUGCCUUCGUGAAGAAGCAGCAGAAUGGUGUGUGUGACAUGGAUUGCAAUUAUGAUCGCUUCAGCUUUGACGGCGGAGAGUGUUGUGACCCUGAAAUCACCGACGUCACUAAGACAUGCUUUGAUCCCGACUCUCCACACAGAGCCUACUUGGAUGUUAAUGAGCUGAAGAACAUUCUUAGAUUGGAUGGCUCAACACACCUCAAUAUAUUCUUUGCAAAUUCUUCAGAAGAAGAGUUGGCGGGAGUAGCAACCUGGCCAUGGGACAAGGAGGCCCUAAUGCACUUAGGUGGCAUUGUCUUGAACCCGUCUUUCUACGGCAUUCCUGGGCACACUCACACCAUGAUCCAUGAGAUUGGGCACAGUCUGGGCCUCUACCACAUCUUCCGAGGCAUCUCAGAAAUCCAGUCCUGCAGCGACCCCUGCAUGGAGACAGAGCCUUCCUUUGAGACCGGAGAUCUCUGCAAUGACACCAACCCAGCCCCUAAACACAAGUUUUGUGGUGAUCCAGGACCAGGGAAUGACACCUGUGGCUUUCAUAGCUUCUUCAACACUCCUUACAACAACUUCAUGAGCUAUGCAGAUGACGACUGUACGGACUCCUUCACGCCCAAUCAAGUUGCCAGAAUGCACUGUUACUUGGACCUGGUGUACCAGAGCUGGCAGCCCUCCAGGAAGCCAGCGCCUGUCGCACUUGCCCCCCAGGUUGUGGGCCACACAACGGACUCUGUGACGCUGGAGUGGUUCCCACCCAUCGACAGUCACUUCUUUGAAAGAGAAUUGGGAUCAGCAUGUGACCUUUGCCUGGAAGGGAGAAUCCUGGUGCAGUAUGCUUUCAGAGCCUCCUCCCCAAUGCCCUGUGGCCUAUUUGGACACUGGAGCCCCCGGGAAGCAGAAGGUCAUCCAGAUGUUGAGCAACCCUGUAAAUCCAGUGUCCGCACCUGGAGCCCAAAUUCAGCUGUCAAUCCACACACGGUCCCUCCAGCCUGCCCUGAGCCACAAGGCUGUUACCUUGAGUUGGAAUUCCACUACCGCUUGGUCCCUGAGACUCUGACUAUCUGGGUGACCUUUGUCUCCACUGACUGGGACUCUAGUGGAGCUGUCAGUGACAUCAAGCUCUUGACGGUCAGUGGAAUGAACAUUUCACUGGGCCCUCAGAACGUCUUCUGUGACAUACCACUGACCAUCAGACUUCAAGAUGUGAGUGAGGAGGUGUAUGGGAUCCAGAUCUACACCCUGGAUGAACACCUGGAAAUUGAUGCAGCCAUGUUGACCUCCACUGCAGAUAGCCCACUCUGCCUAGCGUGUAAACCUCUGCAGUAUAAGGUAGUCCGGGACCCUCCUCUCCAGUCGGACACAGUUUCCCUCUUGCACCUCAGUAGAAGAUUCAUGGACACGGACCUCAAACUUGGCGGUGUGUACCAGUACCGGGUCAUCACCAUUUCCGGAACUGAAGAAAGUGAGCCAUCACCUGCUGCCACCUACACCCACGGAAGCGGAUACUGUGGCGACGGUGUUAUCCAGAAAGGCCAAGGGGAGGAAUGUGAUGACAUGAAUAAGAUCAAUGGUGAUGGCUGCUCCCUUUUCUGCCAACGAGAAGUUUCUUUCAACUGCAUUGAUGAACCCAGCCGGUGCUAUUUCCACGAUGGAGACGGGAUAUGUGAAGAGUUUGAACAGAAGACUAGCAUUAAAGACUGUGGUGUUUACACACCCCAGGGAUUCCUGGAUCAGUGGGCAUCCAACGCUUCUGUGUCCCAUCAGGACCAGCAGUGCCCUGGGUGGGUCGUCAUUGGGCAGCCAGCAGCGUCACAGGUAUGUAGAACCAAGGUGAUUGAUCUCAGUGAAGGCAUCUCUCAGCACGCCUGGUACCCUUGCACCAUCAGCUAUCCAUACUCGCAACUGGCUCAGACAGCUUUCUGGCUCCAGGCAUAUUUCUCUCAGCCAAUGGUUGCUGCAGCUGUCAUUGUCCACCUGGUGACUGAUGGGACAUAUUAUGGGGACCAAAAGCAAGAGACCAUCAGCGUGCAGCUGCUUGACACCGAAGAUCAGAGUCACGAUCUAGGCCUCCAUGUCCUGAGCUGCAGGAACAAUCCCCUGAUUAUCCCUGUGGUCCAUGACCUCAGCCAGCCCUUCUACCACAGCCAGGCGGUACGUGUGAGCUUCAGUUCGCCCCUGGUUGCCAUCUCUGGGGUGGCCCUCCGCUCCUUCGACAACUUUGACCCUGUCACCCUGAGCAGCUGCCAGAGAGGAGAGACCUACAGCCCUGCAGAGCAGAGCUGUGUGCACUUUGCCUGCGAGGCCUCUGACUGCCCAGAGCUGGCCGUAGAGAAUGCUUCUCUCAAUUGCUCCAGCAGCGACCGCUACCACGGUGCCCAGUGCACUGUCAGCUGCCAGACAGGCUACGUGCUCCAGAUACAGCGCGAUGAUGAGCUGAUCAAAAGCCAGACUGGACCCAGUGUCACAGUGACCUGCACAGAAGGCAAGUGGAAUAAGCAGGUGGCAUGUGAGCCAGUGGACUGCGGUGUCCCCGACCACCAUCAUGUCUAUGCAGCCUCCUUCUCCUGUCUGGAAGGCACCACCUUUGGCAGGAAAUGUUCCUUUCAGUGUCGUCACCCUGCACAGUUGAAAGGCAACAACAGCCUCCUCACCUGUAUGGAAGAUGGGCUGUGGUCCUUCCCAGAGGCCCUGUGUGAGCUCAUGUGUCUCGCCCCACCCCCAGUACCAAACGCAGACCUCCAGACAGGCCGGUGCCGUGAAAACAAGCAUAAGGUGGGCUCCUUCUGCAAGUACAAGUGCAAACCUGGAUACCAUGUGCCUGGCUCCUCUCGGAAGUCAAAGAAACGGGCCUUCAAGACGCAGUGUACCCAGGAUGGCAGCUGGCAGGAGGCAGCUUGUGUUCCUGUGACGUGUGAGCCACCUCCACCCAAAUUCCAUGGGCUUUACCAGUGCACUAAUGGCUUCCAGUUCAACAGUGAGUGUAGGAUCAAGUGUGAGGACAGCGACGCCUCCCAGGGACGCGGGAGCAACAUUAUCCACUGCCGGAAAGAUGGCACCUGGAGCGGCUCCUUCCAUGUCUGCCAGGAGAUGCAGGGCCAGUGCUCCACCCCAAACCAGCUCAACAGCAACCUUAAGCUGCAGUGCCCAGACGGCUAUGCCAUAGGGUCAGAGUGCACCACCUCGUGCCUGGACCACAACAGCGAGUCCAUCCUCCUGCCAAUGAAUGUGACCAUGAGUGACAUCCCUCACUGGCUGAACCCCACACGAGUGCAGAGAGUUGUCUGCACUGCUGGUCUCAAGUGGUACCCUCAUCCUGCUCUGAUCCACUGUGUCAAAGGCUGUGAGCCCUUUAUGGGAGACAAUUACUGUGAUGCCGUCAACAACAGAGCCUUCUGCAACUAUGAUGGUGGGGAUUGCUGCACCUCCACGGUGAAGACCAAAAAGGUCACUCCUUUCCCUAUGUCUUGUGACCUACAAGGUGACUGUGCUUGUCGGGACCCGGAAGCCCAAGAACAUAGCCGGAAAGACCUCCGGGGGUACAGCCAUGGAUAAGGAAGAACAAGCAGUUGUCAAAGAAUUCCCAACACUAGGACCCGCAUCCCUUUGGUAUUGAUUUCACAGUCUGCUGCUCAAUGGAAUGGCCUCUCCACACCAGGGAUCCUUAGCACCCAACCGAUCUGCCUUUAAUUUCACCCAGGAAGGACUCAUAGUAGGGCGAAUGGACCAAGUCUCAUCAUAAUGGAUGUUGGAAUGGAAUCCCAUCCCAAAGUCUGAGAUGGAUUGCGUAUACAACAUGCAGUCCCAGAGCCUCCUAAAAUUCUAAUCAUUUAUCACAUAACCACAGCAAAAACAUGUACUUGAGAGUAUGCACAUCUGUGGUUAGAAUACAUGCAUGCAUACACUUCCAUACAAAAACAUCUGUGUGAGGACAGUUCUGGAGACAGAGUUGAGAGAGACUGGAACAAACUCAAUCUUUCCUUUCCCAUGCACAUAACCAACACUCUCCAUGGGAGGAAGAGAGUUAUAGGAACUGCUAAGAUCAAGUAUUGAGAUGCCAAGAAAGCUCACGCCCUGAAGCUCAGAACAUGUAGACUGCAUAAUUGUGCAGUCCUUUGGGAUUGGAAGUGAAAUGAUCUGUGGUCACCAACUUUCAAGCAGAAUAGGGCCCAGGAAGAGGUAGAGAUUCUAAGGUAUGCAAAGUCCCCCAGUUCUCUCGCUGCCAUAGGGAUUUUACCCCAACCCCAGGGUUCUAGGUCAAGCCAGAAAUGGCUUAGGACUGGAAAGUUAACGUGUUAUACCAGCCCCCUACUUGAGGCUUGAGGUCAUAAUAUCCCUCCACAUCCCACCCAUUCCCCAGAUCUUGCCUUGGGACCACAUUUGCUGCUACUUUUCCUGCUGCUCUAUCUUAUACAUAAGGUACCCCAAGAUGACAGAACUAGGUUAGGAGAAACACCACCCAACCAAACAGUCUGCCUUAAAAGCGGCCCACAUUUUCCCACAUUUCCUCACCUCUGAGUCCUUCUGUAAGAGAAAACCCUUCAUGAGCCCACAUGAUGGGAAGUAAAGUCCCGCAUGAGUGGGCUUCUCAUGCUGGAAGGGAAGUAUGGGACCUCAAAUGCUGGGAUCCUUCCUGAGAGUACAGAAUGCUUAAGUCAGUGUUAGAUUUCAUAACCAAGUGGAACAGUGUUAAGCUUCUGGGAUGUUGGAGCUAUCCAGAGACUUUCAGAACUGUCUGGACUCUUGGGUUAUGAUCCUUGUCCUAGUCUUCUUAGCCAUCCAGGCCAGAGGAGGCCUUGGUUCUGCGAAACUCACUGUUCCUGUGCAGAUAUAAUUCUGGAACAGAGACUCAUCUUGAAUGCUAUUAACGUGGACAUGUUCUCAAGGGCCAUUAGAGGAAAGCUUAAGAUUUCACAGCCCUGGUGUCCAACAUGAUCAUCACAUUUUCUGUAUUGAUUUUCCGCCACCAGUACACACCUGUGGCUAGACAAUUUCCCCAUGUCUCCCAUAUUCAUCCACCACAAGUUAAGAGGAAAUUAUUCAAUUACACAGGGAAGCAAGUCCCCACUUCUUUUAGGGACUUUUUGCCUAUUUUCAGUCAGUAACUGUCCACUCCCUUUGAGUUAAUGUGGAAAGAGAUUAAUACCGGAUGAAGCAGAGACAGUGGUUAAGUUUGACAUAUUUUAUGAAACCCAGAAAUGGAGGUAAGGACAUGGAAAGCUCUGAACUAAUUAUGUCAUAUAAAGAUCACUGUAAGUCAAGUGAUCUCAAGUCUAGUGAAGACAACCAACAAGAGCAAAGUCUAGAACAGAAAUGGACAUUACCAGGCACAUGUGCACCUCCCCCAAUUCCUGUAUGGAGGGCAGGCAUUGUUCAUCCAUCAUGGUUCCUUUUCCUCUCGGGACCAAAAAUAACAUCAGAAACUCUCUGAUUUUAUGACUCCCAACAGUAAUUACCUGCUGAUCAGAACACUUGAAAAGGCAUCUGUUGUCCUUCUGUGGUCCAUUAUAUUAAGAAAUACAUCAAGGUGCUUUUUCAACAGGUGAACACCUGUGAGGAUGCAGUGCUUAGUGCUUAGUUUACAUGGCUUUCCCCAUUACAAACUCUGAGAUUGCAUUCCAGAAGGGAGAGGCUGCCACCAUUGUAAGGCCAAGUUCAUAUCCUUUUUGAUUUCUUUUAUAAAACCAUACACAGGGAAUUUAUUUCUGUAAUCACCCAGGCCAAUCCUUUGCAAAAAAGAACAAUAAUAGAAGGAUUGACCUUAUUUUGUGCCUAUCUCCAGUAAAACUCUUAUCAACUCUUAUGGCCUAACAAUUGCUCUACCUGAGUUUUUGGCCUUGUAGUGGCAGUUCGGAAGGUGCAAGCUGAGAGAGGAAAGAGGGCCAGCCCUCCUGGUGGCUCAGUUAUAUCCAUGAGUAGUACAAAGUGCUCGGAAGACCCGAAGAUGGCAUUACUAAUGUCAGGAUUGUAGGAAGCACAGGAAACCCUCACCAGCUUCCCAUACACCAAUCCUCAUCUGGUCUCCACCCUCACUGCCACUAUUAUCUAUCCCUACACUUUCUAGAUGGGCAAAAGUUCCCAGAGGCUUACUUCCACCUUCAGAUUCACAGUUGGAAUUGAGCUUUUCGAGGAGACCUAGUCUCUUCCAUACUGUAAUCCAAACCUGUUACUGACAAGUUAAUGUUUGCCAAGGAUAUUUCUUAGGUGAAACAGGACCCCUGACUGGGGGCCAGCCUUCAUGAGGAAGGGUCAUCUCUAUUCAUGUGCACUGAUUCCAAGUUCCACAUCCCUGGAGUCAUCUGUUUAGGACAAUGGAGUACUCACAAGGAGGCGGCUCUGAAGCACUGCUGUGUAUUGGCAGCUCAGGGGGCCUAGAAUACUCAAGAGCUCUGCAUCUGAAGAAGCACUGCCCUGUCAGCGGCACUGAAGAGAAGAAGAAAAGGGCAUAUCUCUGAGCCCAAUCCUGGGAAGCCUUUCCAAGCCACAACUCUAACUGCCUGCCCAGAGGACUUGCAUUACACCCGAAUUCUGUGCCAAAAAACUUGUGAGGGAAUACAGUUCUUGGGAAAUCAGUUUGAGUAGGUGAACUGGGGUGUAAAGGAAGGGAGAGAUUAAUGGUCAUCAAUAGCGGGCCUUUGGAGACAGAGGGUAUCAGCUGCUACUCUUGGCUUCUGCGCAUUGGGUCACUGCCUAGACUGUUCUCUUGGUCUUAUUCCCACCUUGGCCAAUGCUUAAAUGCUAUUUGUUGAAAAUAAUUAUUUGAGACAGUUUUCAGCUACCUCCCUUCCAGGUUUGAUUUAACUUGGUUGUGACUGUCAGUUUGUUAUAGGUCUUACCUGUGUUUAAAAAAGAAAUCAAGAGAAAGGAAAGAAAGAAGAAAGAAGGGGAAGGAAAGAAA
Molecule: messenger RNA, 8008 nt
Organism: Fukomys damarensis (Damara mole-rat)
Lineage: Eukaryota; Metazoa; Chordata; Mammalia; Rodentia; Bathyergidae
Gene: Pappa
Product: pappalysin 1
Exons: 23
Coding region: 1-4665 (1554 amino acids)
Molecular function (GO): metallopeptidase activity
Source: RefSeq, a predicted model, not a curated record